Molecule: messenger RNA, 1514 nt
Organism: Beta vulgaris subsp. vulgaris (sugar beet)
Lineage: Eukaryota; Viridiplantae; Streptophyta; Magnoliopsida; Caryophyllales; Amaranthaceae
Product: probable purine permease 11
Exons: 2
Coding region: 116-1258 (380 amino acids)
Cellular component (GO): membrane
Molecular function (GO): purine nucleoside transmembrane transporter activity
Source: RefSeq, a predicted model, not a curated record
CUGAUCGUUGGUCAAAUAUUUGAAGGAGGAGCUCCAUAAAGGAUACUGAAGAUAUUUUCAUGAGCGUUGGUCAAAGAUGAUAAUUUGUUAAGGAUCCAAGAGAAUAUCGUAUCCAAUGCAGGAUUUAACAACUAUCCAAAAUCCUAUCCUGACUAGAGUCAGAACACAAAAUGAGGUAUCACCAUUUCUAAGGCUAACACGGAAGCGAUGGUGGAUUUUACUGGCAGUCAAUAUUGCCUUUGUCGUUUUAGGCCAAACUGCAGCCAUCUUGCUUGCUAGAUUUUAUUAUGCUGAAGGUGGUUCAAGCAUGUUUGUAGCCACCCUUGUACAAACGGCUGGGUUCCCUGUUGUUUGUAUUCCGCUAAUCCUUAUUCCAUUACCGGCAAGUACUUCACCUCCUCCUGACUCACGUACCAAACGGAACAUUAUCUUGAUCUAUCUUUCUCUUGGUGUACUUCUUGCUGGUAACAACUUGCUCUAUGCCGUGGGACUUUUAUAUCUCUCAGCCUCUACCUAUUCCCUCAUAUGUGCAACCGAGUUAAUUUUCAACGCGGUAUUUUCUUAUUUCCUCAACUCUCAGAAGCUCACCCCAUUGAUUCUAAACUCUGUGGUGAUUCUCUCUUUUUCUGCGGCUCUCCUAGCACUGAAUUUGGAUUCCGACUCACCAGGUGGAGUUUCCAAAUGGGAAUAUGCCCUCGGUUUUUUAUGCACUCUUGGCGCCUCAGCUGUGUAUGCUCUUCUUCUGUCUCUAAUGCAGCUUUCCUUCCAGAAAGUGUUGAAAUCUGAAACUUUUGCUGUAGUUAUGAAGAUGCAAAUCUACACUUGUCUUGUAGCAUCUAUUGUUUCACUCGUUGGUCUUUUUGCAAGUGGGCAAUGGAGGACUUUACAGAAAGAAAUGGAUGACUUUAAUGCGGGGCCUCCUUCAUACUUCAUGACCUUGGUUUGGACAGCUAUAUCUUGGCAAGUUUGCUCAGUUGGUGUAGUGGGCUUAAUUUAUAUGGUAUCUUCUCUUUUCUCAAAUGUCAUUAGUACAGUAGCUCUCACUGCUGCUCCUAUUGCUUCUCUGAUAGUUUUCCAUGAUUCGAUGAAUGGCGCCAAGGCAAUCGCCAUGCUUCUGGCACUUUGGGGGUUCGCUUCUUACUUGUUUCAAAACUAUCUGGAUGAUAGUCGAGCUAUGGAAUCCCCGAAACCAACAGAAAUAGAUAGUAGUGUUACUGAGAACCGUAAGGAGUCUUUCUGUAGUGUAUCUUUAGCAUGAGCAAUUAUUCUCAGUUGUAGACUCUAAAUCUUAACUGCAUUAAUUCUGCCAACGCUUUCGGAAGUAAAUUUGUACCUAGUUAGUAACAUUCUUUUAGUUGUAGAUUCAACAGCUGAUUGUAUUGUUGUUUUGCUUCCAUUGGUAAAAAUGGCAAUGUGAAGCAUGAACUUUAUGUUAUGCACAAGGCCAAACUGCAUUACAUGAAGGGCAGAACAGGGGAAAAUGAGGCCUAGAAUAUCAACUUUCGUUAUCUUAA